AUAAAGCUUGCUGUCCAUUCUGUUUCUUACAAACACAGUGAGCAGAAUGGAUGCUGUAAUAUCCCUCCUCAUUUUUUCAUUGUUGCCACAGCUCGUUGUGCCUGAGGUUCCUUCUAUCCCAUAUAGGGCCAUAGUCGAAAUAGUUUCUGGAAACCCCAGGAUCUUUAGUGGGGAACAUCUGCGCCUGAGAUGCAACAUUCCUGACAUUUACAAUAGCACCUGGAGUUACCUGUGGUUCAGGGGGACGGUGCAGCUUCCACAGUCUGGGCAGAUAUUACAACUGUGGAACGCACACAUUAAAGAGAGCGGCAAAUAUUCCUGCCAAGGACAGAAGGUGACACUAGUGGGAAAACUAAAAACACAAAUAAGUCUACCAGAGGAGAUCAACGUCGAUGGAGGGUUUGUCAUCCUGGAAACGCCGCGACACCCUGUCCUCGUUGGAGACGUCUUGGAUUUGAAGUGCCGCCUCCGGGCGAACCCUCCCGUCCAUCAGACGAUCUUGUACAAAGACGGCGUUCAAGUGAUGGUGCAGAGAGGGAGCGGUUUAAAUUUCCGCCUCACCGACGUGAGCCUGGAGGACGUAGGAAUGUACUCAUGCAGGGUCUCCUGGGAUAUUAGGAGGAGUACAGCCUCUGUGAUGUCAGUUCCCACUGCUGUAAAUAUUUUAGAGGUUCUAACUCAGCCGGUGUUGGAGAUUACAGAAGAAAACAUCCUACGCGACGCAAAGAAGAUGAACCUCAUCUGCCACGUCCAGUACAACGCCCCUGCCCCCGCCCCCGCCCCUCCGGUAAAUUACUAUUUCUACAAGAACAACAACCUACUGGGACCAGCAACCUCACAAGACCACCUCCUCAUCAGACGGGCUCCAGGGUGGUACAGCUGCAGAGCCAGGGUGCCGAAGCUGAAUAUCGCGAGGUGGAGCGAGCCCAAAAGCUACGGAGAUGUCCCAGAGCAACAGUUGAUGUCUCCAAAUCAUCAUCAUCAUCAUCAUCCGCAUCAUCAUCAUCAUCAUCAUCACACAACCCAGAUGGCACCUUCUCCCUCUACCUCACCCCUGCACCACUUCUUGGCUCCUGCAGGUCAACCAGCAACACCAAAGUACUUUGCUGCACCUCGGUCUUUUGAUCAGCACACAGAGGGCUCAGAGCAAUCCUCGAUGGACUCUGAGCUCCCGGUCUCAAGCAGUCCGCCACCUCCAGACCAGUUUCCAGACGAAACCCUAACCCCAGAACCUUGAGGUGUCCCACGAGUGUUAUUUUAGAAAGUCCUGUGACAUAUCUGGAGGUCCUUUACAUCUCAGCUCCUUUUGAUCAAUUGUCAUCAUACCUGACAGAGCAAUAAUCUGAGGCAUAGCUUUCUAACAAAUAUUAACACCAUUAUACUGUUCUUCAGAUUUACAGUUAUUCUUCUUAUCAUCCUCAUUGAGUCGUGUGAAACAGAAUAAAUACAGUUAAUAAGAACGCAUAUCAUUGUUUUAACCUAAUAAAGCUAUCUAUCAGCUGUGCUGAGUUUAUUUUCAAUUAA
Fundulus heteroclitus (mummichog) is the source of this 1524-nucleotide messenger RNA. Its product is annotated as Fc receptor-like A. Gene Ontology annotation, biological process: cell surface receptor signaling pathway. The record is from RefSeq and is a predicted model, not a curated record. The coding region runs from base 47 to 1237 and encodes 396 amino acids. Gene Ontology annotation, molecular function: transmembrane signaling receptor activity. The transcript has 6 exons. Lineage: Eukaryota; Metazoa; Chordata; Actinopteri; Cyprinodontiformes; Fundulidae.